ACAGUUCACACCUGCAGUGAAGCUCCUCCCACAACAAUUCACCAAUAAAUACUGGGAAUAUUCACAUCAUCCUACAAGAGAAGGACAAACUCCAGGUGUAGCAGCUGAAAUCUGUGUGACUGUUAAAGAUGGAGUUUAUUAAAGAGGAGAUUGAAGACAUGAGUGAUCCAGAACCAUCCAGAAUAAAACAAGAAGAUACUGAGGAACAAAUAGAUCAGAUGGAAGUGAAACAGCAAAGAAAAGAAAUGGAGGAAAUUGAGGAGGAACAUCAUAACUUUAAUAAAACUCAAGGAACAAAAGCCAAAAAGCUGCACACCUGCUCACAGUGUGGAAAGAGUUUCGUAAAAAAAGGAGACCUUAACAAACACAUGACAGUUCACACUGGAGAGAAACCGUAUACAUGCACUCAGUGUGGAAAGAGUUUUUCUCGAGCGUCAAGUCUUAAUACACAUGUGUUGCAUCAUUCUGGAGAAAAAUCAUUUAACUGUGAUCAGUGUGAUAAAGAUUUUAUUUUGUCAUCUCAACUAAAAAAACACCUGAAAGUUCAUUCAGAUGAGAAGCCUUAUGUGUGUUCCUUCGGUGGAAAGAGUUUUUCAUUGCCUGAUAGUUUUAAAGUGCAUCAGAAAACACAUGAUGAAGUAAAAGAUCAUGUGUGUUUUGACUGUGGGAAGAGCUUUACUACAUCUGGUGAACUGAAACGGCACCAAAGAAUUCAUACUGGAGAAAAACCUUACAAGUGCUCAUAUUGUGACAAGAGUUUUACUGUGUCUGGAAACCUGAAAUCACAUGAGCGAUUUCAUACUGGAGAAAGACCUUACAAGUGCUCAUAUUGUGACAAGAGUUUCACUCAGUCUGGAAACCUGGAAUCUCAUGAGCGACUUCAUACUGGAGAGAAGCCGUACUACUGUACUCAGUGUGGAAAGAGUUUCACACAAAAAGGAAGCCUUAAGACACACAUGAGAGUUCACACUGGAGAGAAACCGUUUACAUGCACUCAGUGUGGAAAGAGUUUUUCUCGAGCAUCAUCUCUCAGUGUUCAUCUGCUCCGUCAUUCUGGAGAAAAGCUAUUUAACUGUGAUCAGUGUGGUAAAGAUUUUACUACAUUAUCAAAUCUAAAACAACACCUGAAAGUUCAUUCAGAUGAGAAGCCUUAUGUGUGUUCUUUCUGUGGAAAGAGUUUUUCACGGGUGGACAGUUUUAAACUGCACCAGAAAACACAUAAUGAAGUGAGAGAUCAUGUGUGUUUUGACUGUGGGAAGAGCUUUACUACAUCUGGCCAUCUGAAAUGGCACCAACGAAUUCAUACUGGAGAAAAACCUUUCAAGUGCUCAUAUUGUGACAAGAGUUUCACUUAUUCUGGAAGCCUGAAAUCACAUGAGCGAAUUCAUACUGGAGAAAGACCUUACAACUGCUCUUAUUGUGAGAAGAGUUUCACUAAGUCUGGAAACCUGCAAUCUCAUGAGCGAGUUCAUACUGGAGAGAAGCCGUACCACUGUACUCAAUAUGUGGUCCUGUGAGCGUGAUCACAGUUCACACCAGCAGUGAAGCUCCUCCCACAACAAUUCACCAAUAAAUACUGGGAAUAUUCACAUCGUCCUACAAGAGAAGGACAAACUCCAGGUGUAGCAGCUGAAAUCUGAGU
This is a messenger RNA of Ctenopharyngodon idella (grass carp), 1642 nucleotides long. Its product is annotated as zinc finger protein 501-like. The record is from RefSeq and is a predicted model, not a curated record. Gene Ontology annotation, molecular function: RNA polymerase II cis-regulatory region sequence-specific DNA binding; DNA-binding transcription factor activity. Lineage: Eukaryota; Metazoa; Chordata; Actinopteri; Cypriniformes; Xenocyprididae. Bases 129 to 1517 code for a protein of 462 amino acids. Gene Ontology annotation, biological process: regulation of transcription by RNA polymerase II. The transcript is spliced from 3 exons.